Molecule: messenger RNA, 1696 nt
Organism: Vespa mandarinia (Asian giant hornet)
Lineage: Eukaryota; Metazoa; Arthropoda; Insecta; Hymenoptera; Vespidae
Product: mitochondrial coenzyme A diphosphatase NUDT8
Molecular function (GO): coenzyme A diphosphatase activity
Source: RefSeq, a predicted model, not a curated record
AAAAAUUAUUCUGAAAGUAACGGAUAUAAAACUUAAAAUAUUUAAAUCCUACAAUAUUUCGGGGAAUUUAGUUAUCUACUGUCGUACGAAUUGUCAAAUCGUAUCGAUUUAGCCGUCAUCUAGCAGCUGUUAAAAAAACUUCACAAGUUACAAUCAAGUAACAAUAAUUUUCUAAAAAAUAGUUUAAUAUAUUAAUACUUUUAACAUAUAAGAAAAACAAUGGAAAUGGCUAAGUUACGAAUUUUGUCAAGAAAUUUACAAAUAUCAGUUCUAUCCGCGAAAUUCCAACGGAGUUUUAGUAAGAUUGACGCAGUCAAAUUAAAACCAGAAGAAGUGCUCUGCGAAAAAAAUCGGAAAUCUUGCAUCAACAAAUUCAAACUUUUUAAGACGACGUACAAAUACAAAAAUAAUGUGAAUCAAGCGGCAGUACUUAUACCAAUCUGCAUGUAUAAAGGCGAAAUUGGAAUUCUUUACACUUUGAGAUCUUCAAAAUUGAAUUCAAAUCGAGGACAAGUCUCUUUCCCAGGUGGAAUGUACGAUAAAACUGAUCGUGACCUAGAAGAAACUGCGUUAAGAGAAACUUGGGAAGAAUUAAAAAUACCUAGAAAAAAGAUUGACAUAUGGACUUGUGGCAAUUUAAUCAAUGGAAAAAAUAUAAACAUAAUGCCGGUAUUAGGUUACAUAGGUGAAAUAGAUCCGGAAAAACUAGAAAGGAAUCCUGAUGAAGUCGAAGAAGCUUUCAUUAUAUAUCUAAAUGAUUUUUGCAAUCCAUCCUUAUGUCGUUUUACACAAUUUCGCGAUAGCUACACAUUGCCUGCUUAUCUUGGUGGUAAACAUCGUGUUUGGGGUCUUACCGCUGCUAUUACUCAUAUAGCUUUAUCUGCUUUGUUACCCGAAGUGUAUAAACAUAAGCUUGUUCAUUUAAAAUCUAUAGUUUCAUCAAAGACGAAAACAAAUAAGAAUAGUACAAUUGUGACCGGUCAAAAUAAUUGAUAAUCGAUACAAAUAUUUAGGGUACAAUAUAAUAGCUCUAAAAAAUUGUCUUUUUAACAAAUGUUAUAUAGAAAUGUAGUAUAUAUAUUUAUCAUUAUAUAUAUUUUUCGCAUACAUAUAUAUAUAUAUAUAUAUAUAUAUUUAUAUAUACAUGUUUAAAUUAUUAAAUCAUCUGCUCUAAUAUUUCAAUGAUUUUCUUUGUAAAUAAAUUUAUUCGAGAAAGUAUAUAUUUUAUAAGUAUACGCUCUAUUAUAAAUUUUCAUUAUUUGGCAACUUUUCCAUCGAUUUCAAAAAUGAUAGUAACUCGUGUAUAUGUAUUUAUUUAUGAAAUUCGUAACAAAUACAUUAAAAAUAUAAAUAUACAUACACACGCGUGUAGUAUGGUGAAUAUAUUACAGGUGUGAAAGGAGUUGGUUUCACUCGGUAUUUACGUGUGAAUGUAUAUUUAAUAGAAUAGAAAGAGAAAUAGAGAUGAAUUGAGUGGGGAAAACAGAAAGAGAAAGAGAAAAAGAGAGAGAGAGAGAAAGAGAGAGAGAGAGAGGGAUAGAGAGAGAGAGUUAGGAAGAAAAGAAGAGAGGUAAAUAAUGGUAUGGUGAACUCGAUGUUCCCUCACGAAAGACAGUCGCAAAAUCGCAUGCGCGGCAGUUACACAUGCAUAUACUUUAGAAUUUAAUGGUAAGAGUAAAGUGAGAAUUGAUAUCUA